Daldinia decipiens is the source of this 1452-nucleotide messenger RNA. RefSeq lists its product as uncharacterized. Lineage: Eukaryota; Fungi; Ascomycota; Sordariomycetes; Xylariales; Hypoxylaceae. Bases 283 to 996 code for a protein of 237 amino acids. The record is from RefSeq and is a predicted model, not a curated record. The transcript has a single exon.
CCUUACACUACGCCUCCAUCUUAUGCUCCGCCUCCGUACCCUUAUCAGUCAAACCAUACCCAAACAGCACUACCGGCUAUACCAUACUACCCUAACGCUAGCUCGAGCCGACAGCCUUACCCGGGUCCGUCUCCAGGAUGCCACAAUCCGAGAUCUCGCUCAACUUGGAAUCAACAGGCAGUACCUCCCAGGGCGCCAAAUGCUCCCCCGGCUCCCCCGUUUCGAUCUCCCAGGGUAGUACUAACCCCCCAACACUCUGGAUCCGCGGACCCCAACCCAUUUAUGUACCUCCAGCACCACGCCUCCGGAAGCCCAUUCGCUAACUAUCCCGCUGCGCCAAGGACCGGACACCGACAAAUCGGACCAAUGGCCCCGGUGAACCUGGAUGAGCGGCCCGAGACAGUGUCGUUCUGGACAGAACAAGAGCUCUACCAGCGGAUGGCCGACAUAUUCAGGCCACUUGUAGGCAUCGUAGGACGCAUCGUCCGGGAACAGCUGUACCUGCAAGAGCAGCCAAAGGUCAAAUUCGACAUGUACCCAGUAAGGGCCGACGAUGUCACCGGCGUACCUUUGAUGGUGCCACAUUCCAUGUCGCGCGGCCCCAUGUUCCAAAUCACGCUGCCGGCUCCCGGGGGCACCAGGGCCGACCUCAAGAAGGUGCGGGACGCGCUGAAGAACGAGUUCGCGGUCCACGCCAACGCCUGGCACCGACAGGCCGGGUUCGUGUUCCGGAUCUCGCGGCGGCAUCGAGUAGGAGCGUGCGCUGCUGCGAAGAGGUCCUGGGUCCCGCCGUCGUGUGUCUACAGAUACUCGCGCACCGAGCGGUGCUACGUGGCGCAGUAUCUCUCGCCGAUCCUAGAGGAUCUUCAGGAGCUCGAUGCGGCUUUUGUCCACGGCGAUGAUAGCGACGAUGAUCAGGACGCGCUGGUGAAUGAUAUGUGGAGGGAUGUGCGGAGCCGGAGCUACUUUGGGUACUAUCAAGAUCCUAGUGCGUAGGUAGUUACAUAGGCAAGGAAUGGAUCAAGUAGGGGGUAGGAGGGAGACAUUGAUAUAAGAGAUUUCGAACUUCUGUCAUUGAAGCUGGGAGUUUUUACGGGGCUUACAUUUAUUAUCAUUAUCUUGGUCGAGUUUGUUUCCCGGUUUGGAUUGUCAGCGCGGGAAUAUACCAGUUUGGCGAUUGCUUUUCAGGAAUAGGAUAUUUCUCUUUCGAUGAAUAUAUAUAUUCACCAUCAUUGACUUUUCUACUUGCUAUCUUCAGUAUCAUUUCUGAAUCAGGGUAAUAGGCAGGCCAGUGAUGCUGUUUUCGAGUUGAAGCAGAGGUUAUACAGCGUAUCAUGAAAGACAAAGUAAAUCGUGUGGUAAAUACUCCGAUGAGCAGAAUCAGAUAAGUUUUAUUGAGAGCUUAUAUGAUAUAAAUUUAAAAAAAAACAUCCAACACGUGCACUCGCAUAC